This is a messenger RNA of Rattus norvegicus (Norway rat), 6654 nucleotides long. It is a transcript of the gene Zscan21, whose product is annotated as zinc finger and SCAN domain containing 21. Gene Ontology annotation, cellular component: nucleus. The record is from RefSeq and is a predicted model, not a curated record. Lineage: Eukaryota; Metazoa; Chordata; Mammalia; Rodentia; Muridae.
GCGCCCCCUCCUGCGGGGCGGGGCUCUGACGCACUUCCGGUUGUGCUAUGGUUCAGCCGCUGUGAGGAUUCCAGACUCCAAAGCGGUUCUGAGUCACGGUUUGGAGUGUGGCACUUUAAGAACCAGAAACCCAAAGGCUCCAGGCCUACUCCUAAGAGUCCUGCUGGUUCUGGAGUCUGUGUCAUGACCAAGGUGGUGGGCAUGGCCACAGUUCUGGGCCCCAGGCCACCUCAGGAGUCUAUGGGACCUUCGCCCAUUAAAGUUGAAGAGGAUGAAGAAAAAGACAAGUGCCGCCCUAGCCUAGAGCUAUCCCGAAAGCGCUUCAGGCAGUCUAGAAACCAGGACACUCUUGAGCCAAUGGGACCUUCAACCAUUAAAGCUGAAGAGGAGGAAGACAAGGACAAGGGCCACCCUAGCCUAGAGCUAUCCCGUAAGAGCUUCAAGCAGUUUGGGUACCAUGACACUUUGGAACAGUUGGGACCUUCGACUGUUAAAGCUGAAGAGGAUGAAGAGAAGGACAAGGGCCGCCCUAGCCUAGAGAUAUCCCGUCAGCGCUUCAGGCAGUUUGGGUACCAUGACACUCCUGGGCCCCGAGAGGCACUGAGCCAGCUUCGGGUGCUCUGCUGUGAGUGGCUACAGCCUGAGAUCCACACCAAGGAGCAGAUUCUAGAGCUACUGGUUCUGGAGCAGUUCCUGACCAUCCUGCCCCGAGAGCUCCAGGCCUGGGUACAGCAGCACUGCCCUGAGAGUGCAGAGGAGGCCGUCACUCUCCUGGAAGACCUGGAGCAAGAACUGGAUGAGCCUGGACUGCAGGUCUCAUCUCCAAAUGAACAGAAGCAGUCUUGGGAGAAAAUAUCAACUUCAGGAACUGCAAUGGAGUCCUUAAGCAGCACUGAGACCCAGCCUGUGGAUGCCAGCCCUAAAUAUGAGUUUUGGGGGCCCCUGUACAUCCAAGAGACUGGUGAAGAGGAGGUUUUCACUCAGGACCCAAGAAAGCGCCAAGGGAAGGAGACACAGAAGUAUUCUGACAUGCUGUCAUCCAGUUCAUACACAAUGUUACAAUAUGAGUGUGACAAUUCCCCGUGGCUCAUGUGCCACAAUGCUUGGUCUCCUCUUGGUGGGGCUACUCGGAGGAGAUAAAACCUAGCUGGAGGAAAGGGGUGGCAGGGUCCAUCCCUAGAAGACACCUAACUCCAGACUCCUUUUGUUGUUUUCCUGGUUGCCACGAAACGAACAGCCUUCACACAUUCCCACCACCGUGUUCAGCUUCCAUUGGUUUUUGGCCACAUUGAGCAGGUAACUGAGUUUGUUGAGGAUGUCAGCUGUGACUCUGUGGUUUAGGCAAAGGACUUUUUGUUUUACUGUUUAUUCAAAUAGUAUCUGUUCAGACGUAAAUAGAUUUCAGCAUCACAAAGGUCACCAGAGACUGACAUCGACUCCACUCAGUAAAUGAUCUCUUCUCCCACCUCCGUGGAAGCCUUAAGUCAUAGAAGUCAUGGCAGAGCCAGAAACAGAUAUCCAAGUCCAAUUCUUCAAAGGUAUUUCAACCUUUAGAAUGUAUUUGUGUACGUAUAUACCACGUGUGUGCCGGUACCAACAGAGGGCAGAAGAGGGCGUCAGAUCCCCCUGCAGCUAGAGUUAGAGGUGAUUGUGAACUGCCCAACGAUGGGUACUGGGAACCAAACUCAAGUCCUGUGGAAGAACAGCAAUUCCUUUUAACCACUGAGCCAUAUCUCAAACCCUGUACUUCAAUCCUUAGAGUGUCAUAGAUGGAGGAAAUACUGUAAAGGUCUUACGCUUCAAGUCAAAGUCUAAAAUGUCCCCAGCUACUAAAUAAGGCAACGAGAUUCUAAAAUGUCUGACCGCAUCUGUUAAGUUCCACAUCUGGAGAGGUGAUAUCAAUUCAUUGGGUAAUACUUAAUUUGUACAAUAAAUGAAUAACCUGGAAAAGGAAAAAAAAUGUCUACUAUAAUCUGUGAAACUGUGGGCCAAGAUUAAUGCUUACCUACACAUAAUGUUUUAUCUAUGUCAGUUAGUUGGUCAUAGCAACAGUACAGCAACUAAUACAUGUAGGCAGGAAGAGUGUAUGGGGAAAGAAAACUGCAGAGACUCAGGGGGAGGCUGGAAUCAAAGUCCUGGAAUGAGUUAACAAAGGCCAGGGCCACUUUAGGAGUCACGAAAAUAUGGGAUAAGGCAUGGAUCAGAUAUUGGCUGAGAAGCUGUAGGGAUGAAAAGGAAUCACACAGUGCAUUUAGAACAACUCUCAUGUUUGCAACCUGCCUCAAUGGGCAGUUGGUCCUAAUUAUCAUUCUUAGGCUGGACAUCAGUUAAGAGUAUGAAGGAGAAUGGCUCCCAUAGGCUCAUAUACUUGCAUGCUUAGUCCCAGUGUAUUGUUUGCCAAGGAUUAGGUGGAGCUUUGAAGUUUCAAAAGCCCAUGCCAGGACCACGCCCCUCUGUCUGUUUCUGCUCUGUCUCUGUACACACACAGACACACAGACACACACACCCCUGUGGAUCAAGAUACAAAGCUCCACCAGUGCUACAUUCCUGCCAUGAUGGCCAUACUCUAACCUCUAAAACUGUAAGUAAGGCCCCAACUAAGUGCUUCCUUUUAUAGCAGUUUGCUUUGGCCAUGGUGUCUCCUUACAGCAAUAGAACAAGUAGUAAGAUACUGUUCUUCUACAAGACCCAAGUUUGGCAUUUGGGAACCCAUGUGAGAUAGUUCACAGCCUAUGACUCCAGCUCCAUGGAAUCGAGUGUUCCUGCACAGCUUCCUCUGGCCUAUAACUCUGAAAUAAAUAAAAAUAAAUCUUAAGAAAAAGCAAAAGAAUUGUUAUUUUAGGACAAACUAUUCUGGUAACACAAUCAUCUUUAUGUGGAGAGAGUAUACAAUUUGAUUCAUCACUGGCAUUUUAAAUAAUGUACUUAACAAAAAUCUAUGGUUUAUUGGGGAGGGGGUUAUGUAGCUCUGGUUAGCUACAAACACAUGUAACUGAGGACAACCUUGAACUCCUGACCUUCCUAAGUGCUGGAAUUAAGCCCUCCCCAGUUUAUUCAGUGCUGGAGCUCAAACCUAGGGCUUUAUCAAGUGCAAGUACUCUACGAACUGAGGUACAUCUCUGGCCUUUGGGCCUUUUUUCUUUUUCUUUUUUUAAGUGGGGGAAAAGCUUUUUAAAACUAUCAUUUAACUGGUCAUGAUGGAUUAAUAUAUAAUUCCAGAAUUUGAAAAGGUUGCGGUGGGCUGGAGAGAUGGCUCAGCGGUUAAGAGCGCCCAACUGCUGUUCCAGAGGUCCUGAGUUCAAUUCCCAGCAACCACAUGGUGGCUCACAACCAUCUGUAAAGAGAUCCGAUGCCCUCUUCUGGUGUGUCUGAAGAUAGCUACAGUGUACUUAUAUAUAAUAAAUAAAUAAAUCUUAAAAAAAAAAAAAGGUUGCGGUAGGAUUGAGUUCAAGGCCAGCCUGAGAUACAUAGCAAGGUCCCACCUCUAACACAAACCAAAGCAAAACAACUUUUGCUUCUUUUUGUUUUUGUUUUGUAUUGUUUGCUAAAAAGAAACAAUCCAGCCAGGUGGUGGUGGUGCACCCCUUUAAUCCCAGCACUCAGGAGACAGAAGCAGGCAGACCUCUGAGUUCAAGGACAGCCUGGUCUACAAGGGUCUACAAAGUGAGUUCUAAGACAGCCAGGACCACACAGAGAAACUCUGUUUCAAACAAACAAACACACAAACAAACAAACAAACUCAAAACCAAAACCCUUCCUGGAUCAGAGACAUGGCUCAAAGACUCUUGUCCCUGCCAGGUCUGGUGACCUCAGCUUCAUCCCUGGAACCCACAUGGCACGAGAACCAACUUCUGCAAAUUGACCUCCACAUGCAUGCCAUGAUAUGUAUAUGCGUGCAUGAAUACACACACCAAAAAUAAAUGCAAAACGUCUAGACUGAGGUACAUAAUUCCUUCCCAGCAUGAGACACUGGGUUUAGUCUCCAGAACAAGGGAAAUACACCACCUUAUUUUGCUAUGAGUGAAAAAUGUCCUCUAAAUUUUUAUUUGAUAAACAAUUCUGUUGUUUGUACUGCUUGGAAAGACAGAACUUGAAGCUAAUUGUAAAACUGACUAGGAGGCAGAUUCGGCUUGGACUGCUUAGAGCUAGCCUUGAACUCAGCAUAGUCUAGACAAGCCGUAAACUUGUGAUCUUCCUCUAUCAACCUCCCAAGCUUGAGAUUAGAGCCUGAACCAUCAGGCCUGGCAACAAGUGCUUAAGUGGCCUGGAUGAUUGGUUCCGUAAUUUUGUAAAAUUAAAGACAAAUAUUAAAUCACAGUACUCAUAAAAAAAAAAGUGAGUUCGUGGCCAUCUUAAUGUUAAUCUCUUUAUAACACUCCUAGCCUACCAUGUUCCAUGGCUGUAACAGCCUUCUAAAGAGGUCAAAUCAAGGCAGAGAAGUUGACCCAUUGCUACACAGGAGCCAAGUAUACUUUUUUAGUUUUCAGCACCAUUCUUAGACAUUAGACCACACAAAAUGAUCUGUAUAGCUCAUAAGAUCCUGAAUUUGGUAUGAAGAUGGCUACAUACAUUUAUAUUUAAAAAAAAAGUUUAUCAAAGAAAAGUUUCAAAUCCUGAAGUUUCACUUUAGGAUUCCAUUUAUGGUCACUGUGCUAUUUUAACUGACACAAGUGUGACUCCCAUACAAAAACACUCCCUUCUGAAAAACAGUUCUGUUUAGUAGUGCAUUUCACUUAUGCUACAGGAGGGACGGGGCUGGGGAAAUAUGGAAGCCAUCCAUUGGGCUGGGAACACUCAGGAAACACCUCCCAAACCCAGGAGGAGCCCUGCUGCAAAGCUUUAGCUGAAGUCAGAGGCGGGAUCCAGAGGGGUCCAGAUGCUGAGGCCAGAUGUUACAUGUGAGAGGCUAGGGCAAGCAGGGGAGGUAAGUUCCCUGAGAGCAUCUAGUAACUAGAGGCUGGCAUUAAAUCACCACAGCAACAGGAAGCUUAAAAACGGACUGGAGUCAGGCCAAUGCUAAACGCUUCUGAUCUACCUCGGGUUCCGAACUGCUCCUAUGAGAUUCAGGCAGUGAUGUCACAAGGGAAGAUAUGUGGUCUGCCUACAGUACUGCCUGACUGCUCUUGAAAACAUGGUACAACUGUUCCAAAAGCCCAAAGGAUAGUCAUUACAGAAACCCUUGAUGGGGUCUUUUUUUGUUUCCCCCUAACAAAAUAAUCCCAUCAGCACCAAGUUUCCUGAAUUCACAGAAUCGUGUACCAAAGCAGCAUAUCCCUUGUCCAAUAUUAAAGCUGGAUUAGGAAGAGUGCCUUUGAAAUGCAGCCCCUGGGGGCCUGCAUUGGAAUGGGGGUGUUGUACAUGCUUUUAAUCCUAGCACUCUGGAGGCAGAGGUAAGCAAGUCUCUGAGUUCAAAGCCAGUCUGGUCUAAGAACAACCAGGAGUACAUAGUGAGACCCCGUCUCACAAACAAAAAGGAAAUACAGCCUCUCUGUUUCUCUUCCCAGAGUGUAUGGUGACCCAGAAUAUUCUUCAGCCUGCCUUCUCUGCUCACCAGACUGACUCCAACUAGUGAAAUCAUUGGAAUUUUGUUGCAAAUAAGCAUCCAUCCCACCUUGGAAAGAAAGGCUCUUCUGGUGUGAGAAAAUUGGUUUAGUGCAAACCCCUUCCCAAAAGGGGGUGACUGGUCCCCAAGCUUCCUUCUGUUCCCAGAGCUUAAUUUACUGCUUGCCUCACAAUUUUUUUUAAGACUGCUGUCCAUUCCUGGGAAAUCCUACUAAUCACUGUGUCAGGAUGCUUUCCCAGUCAGCGCCACUUUAAGUGAAUUGUUUGAGGUGGGACAGACCCUAAAUUGGUCCUAUUAAAAAGGUAAGGCAAGAGCUCUGUAGACUCAGGAUGUGAGGAAAAUAGUUUAUGGCUCUCUCAUGUGGAUUCUCUGAUGUUUAACUCAGCAGAAACUCUGAAUUUUUGCUUUUCGCCCAUUACAUUCAAAGGCUUCUCUCCAGUGUGAAUCCUCUGAUGGCGAACAAGAGCUGAGCUAUACCUGAAGGCCUUCCCACACUCGCUACAUUCAUAGGGAUUCUCCCCUGUGUGGAUUCUCUGGUGCUGAAUAAGGCCGGAACUGUAGGUGAACUUCCCUCCACAUUCCAUACAUUCAUAGGGCUUCUCUCCAGUGUGGAUUCUCUGGUGCUGAUAGAGGUGUGAGCUCUGGCUGAAAGCUUUGCCGCACUCAUUACAUUCAUAGGGUUUUUCUCCAGUGUGGAUUCUCUGAUGAUGAAUAAGGGUGGAACUCCUACUAAAGGCCUUCCCACAUUCGUUGCAAGCAUAGGGCUUCUCACCAGUGUGGAUUCUCUGAUGAUGAGUAAGAGUGGAGCUCCAGCUAAAUGUUUUCCCACAUUCGUUACAUUCGUAAGGUUUCUCCCCAGUGUGAAUUCUCUGAUGUAGAAUGAGAGCAGAGCUACAACUGAAGGUCUUCCCACAAUCUUUACAUUCAUAGGGUUUCUCUCCAGUGUGGAUUCUCUGGUGCUGAAUAAGAUGUGCGCUCUGGCUGAAGGCCUUUCCACAUUCACUACAUUCAUAUGGUUUUUCUCCAGUGUGAAUUCUCUGAUGUUGAAUAAGGUCUGAAGUUCGAUUAAAACUCUUGCUACAUUCAUCACA